Humulus lupulus (European hop) is the source of this 444-nucleotide messenger RNA. RefSeq lists its product as uncharacterized. The transcript has a single exon. Bases 1 to 444 code for a protein of 147 amino acids. Lineage: Eukaryota; Viridiplantae; Streptophyta; Magnoliopsida; Rosales; Cannabaceae. The record is from RefSeq and is a predicted model, not a curated record.
AUGGCUGCCGAAUGUGCUAAAGAGUGUAAGGCUAUUGAGGAGAGACUUGGCGAGCAACUCAAAGUGGCCGAGGCCAAACAUGCUGAGCAGCUCAAGGCAGCCGAGGAGAAAAAUGUCGAACAACUAAGAGCUGCUGAGGAGAAGAUUGCUAAGCUGGGCGAGGAGCUGAAGCAACAUAAGGAGGCCCUGACCAAAGUCACUGAAUCCAAAGAAAAGUACAAGGAGGCGUCGGUGAGUAACUACAAAGAGGCCUCCAAACUCCAAGAUGAACUGGCGAUCACCAGGAAAGAAACUGCUGAGUUGGAGGAGCGAGUUAAAUUGCUCGAAGAAACCAAUGCUAGUGAUCUUGAGAGGUUCAGGGUAGCAACGUUUAACUGCUUUUAUAUGUUCUGGAAAAUAAACCACGAGGCAAACUUUGAUUAUUUACCAGAGCGUAUGAAGUAG